ACAACAGAGUUUUUUUUGGCUGCGCGUGUGUGAAUUUUUGGCCCUCAGCUUGAGGAUCAGCUAUAGCCCAGCUUUAGCCCGAGACCGAGAUCGGAGCAAUGUCCAAUAACCUGGAGCCACGGGUGGUGGACCUAGGCGUGGCGUGUUUGGUCUGCCUGGUGGAGGAGCCCGAGGCGAGCUCCAUCUAUGGCCACGACCCGGAGUCGCCGCACAUGCUCAUAUUGGAAAAGAUCCGUUGCUGCACCGGCCUGCAGCUGGACAAUAACCCGUCGCAGCUGCAGCGCUGGCCUGACAAGAUCUGCAAGCAAUGUCACCUGGAAUUGUCUGUGUCCUAUCGGUUCCACGAGAAGUGCGCCGUCGUCCAAAAGCUAUUUCAUUCGGCCACUGGCGCCACAUCGUCUUCGAUGUCCUCCGCGGCUACCACCGCUUCGCUUCUUCUCGACCAGCAACAAGAACAGCUAAAGCUGGAUCUUGUGCAGGCUCAGCUUCGAUUGCCCGCCACAUUGAAAAUCAAGCGCCUGGACGUGGAGCCCAGCUCAUCCAGCUCAGUUAGUAGUGCUAUAACCGCUGCCACAGAGCCCUCCUACUAUCAGGAUGUCGUUGAGGAAGCCGACGGUGACGCCCUCUCCCUGAUGCCAGAUGGUGCCAUGGUUUUAUCCCUUAAUGAUCUGCAUGAACAAGAUCCUAUCAAGGAGCAGCCAGAAGAUGAGGACUCCGACGAACAGAAAGAUGAGGAGUCCAAGAUGUUAUGUCUGGAUCCCUGGGAUGACGACAACACACCAGAGCAUCUGUACGAGAUUGAGACGCCGCUAAUGGAGGAGUCCGUAGUAGACAGUCCGCCGUUGCCACCGCCUCAACCAACGAGCCAAUUGAGAAAACGCACGUACCGUCGCGUUUCGCCCGUUGUCAAGCGGGGAAAUUUGGCGGCACCGGAUCUGGACGAAGAUUAUAAGCCCGCUUCCACGACCAAACGCCGUCACUCCGAACGCUCGCCGAAGAUCUGCGAUGUGUGCGGCAAUACGUACAAGUAUCAGCACGCUCUGAAUGCCCACAUGCGGCGGCACAACAAUGAACGGCCGUAUUCUUGCGAGGUGUGUCAGAAGGCAUUCAUCUCUAACGUGGAGCUGCGUCGCCACAUGCGUGUCCAUACCGGCCAAAAGCCUUACAGCUGUCGCUAUUGCGAGCGUCGUUUCUCGGACUUUGGAAGCAGCAAGAAGCACGAGAGGAUCCACACUGGCGAGCGACCAUAUGUGUGCGAGGUGUGCCACAAAGGAUUCGCAUACGCUCACGUUCUGUCCGUCCAUCGGCGGACACACACUGGCAAGAAGCAGUUCCAGUGCUCACAUUGCGACAAGGGGUUCACCAAGAAGAGCUAUCUGUCGGCGCAUAUGGACCAGCACCGUGGAUCGGGAAGCGGAGAGGCAUCGGGCUCAUCGGCAUCCGUUGACGGAUCUGCUCGCAGCCUGCGUUUGCCCACCCGGAAAGAGCCUGUGCGCAGGGAGCCAGUGCGUAAGCAAAUCCCCGAGGCAUUCUCGUUGGAUUCUGUGGUGCUCGACCAGACAAAGGUUCUGGAGGAGUGCAUCGUUGCGAAUGACUUCAUGUUUAACGAGGAGGAUAAUGUGGAUGAGGAGGCGGAUGAGGACGAGGAGUUGGAGAAUGACGAGCCGUAUCCGGAUCCAGAUUUUGAUGAUGUCGAUGGAUAUCAGAGUGUACGAUCGGUCAAGGAGCUCGUCGGUGAUUUGCUUGACACUGAGGAGUUCGGCGACGAAUCCAAAUACAUGAUAGACUAGUAUUAUCCCCUGGACAACUCAAAUCCACUUUACUAAGGGCCUGUUUUCAUAUUAUGACGGUCCCACAAAACAUCCCCACCCCGUAGUUUUUAGUCCGCAAAAAUUAGAAACAUAGUUCUAAGAAAUCGGUGUAAAUAAAGUGAAAAGAUAUUCCCUUA
Drosophila eugracilis is the source of this 1948-nucleotide messenger RNA. Its product is annotated as zinc finger protein 184. The record is from RefSeq and is a predicted model, not a curated record. Gene Ontology annotation, cellular component: nucleus; transcription regulator complex; PcG protein complex. Bases 99 to 1790 code for a protein of 563 amino acids. Gene Ontology annotation, molecular function: zinc ion binding; DNA-binding transcription factor activity, RNA polymerase II-specific; RNA polymerase II cis-regulatory region sequence-specific DNA binding. The transcript has a single exon. Lineage: Eukaryota; Metazoa; Arthropoda; Insecta; Diptera; Drosophilidae. Gene Ontology annotation, biological process: regulation of transcription by RNA polymerase II.